AUGCGCACCGUCGGCCCCCUCCUCGCUCUCACGGGUAGUCUUGCCCUGGCAUCCACAUGCGCCGCCCGACCUUGCUCGGAAUGGCUCGCCUCCUCCUUCGUUGCCCGUAAUGCCCUCGUCACCAGGCACCAUGACCCGGCCGUCCUGUACGGAGGCAUCGCCCGCGCCGCCGUCCACGUCCGCAACGACACCCUGCUCCGCGUGCUCGAGGGCUGGGACCCGGAGUAUUACUCCCUCGACGACAUCCGCAUCGGCAACAACCUCCUCUGGCUCUACCAGCGGCUGCCGGGCUACUUUGCCACGCUGGCGGACGGCCUGGAGAGGAGCCAGGACGACGGGGGCGGGUGUUGGCUGAUCAUGAACGAGGGCGUCACGGCCAUGUUCUCGUACGGCCUGUUGCGGGGCGUGCGACGCGGGCUCCUCGAGGAUAAGUACGAGGGCGUCGGGUUGAAGGCGUACGGUUUGCUGACCAGCGACUUCAUCCGGGACGACAAGAACGGGUACGUCAGCUUCAUGGGCACUUACUAUACCAGCAUCCCGGUGGUCGAAAAUGACGCCCGUGGCGGAGGUGCGUUCUUGUUCGCGGCGAUCGAGGCGGAGCAGGCGUAG
Messenger RNA from Colletotrichum navitas, 609 nucleotides. RefSeq lists its product as uncharacterized. The record is from RefSeq and is a predicted model, not a curated record. Gene Ontology annotation, biological process: carbohydrate metabolic process. Lineage: Eukaryota; Fungi; Ascomycota; Sordariomycetes; Glomerellales; Glomerellaceae. Bases 1 to 609 code for a protein of 202 amino acids. The transcript has 4 exons.